Molecule: messenger RNA, 968 nt
Organism: Vitis riparia (riverbank grape)
Lineage: Eukaryota; Viridiplantae; Streptophyta; Magnoliopsida; Vitales; Vitaceae
Product: protein PHOSPHATE STARVATION RESPONSE 1-like
Exons: 5
Coding region: 67-810 (247 amino acids)
Molecular function (GO): DNA-binding transcription factor activity; DNA binding
Source: RefSeq, a predicted model, not a curated record
AUUUUUCCCGGUGUAUGGUUGUAGUUCCAUUUAUAUUCAAAGCUAGACCUACCCAUAUCAUCUUUUAUGAGCUUCUCCAUUUUUCAUCAGCCGGAAAUGAAGAAUUCUCAGAGAACUGGAGUAAGGCAGUACAACAAAUCGGAGUUCCCGCGUUUGCGGUGGACGCCUGAGCUCCACGAUCACUUUGUUGAAGUUGUUGAACGUCUCGGUGGGAAAUACAGAGCGACGCCCAAGAGGAUUCUGCAGAUGAUGAGUGUGAAGGGACUGAAGAUAUCUCAUGUCAAAAGCCAUCUUCAGAUGUACAGAAACAUGAAAGGUUGCAGUAACAUCAAUAUCCUUGUACCCAUGAAGCAUUUGUGUGAAGAGAGAGCAAAUUUUAAUGCUAAUGGAUUCUUCCCCAUUAGCUCAUCUCAGAGGCUAACAGCAAGGAAUGAGUUAAGAGAAUGGGAACUUGACAGGAGGGGCUUUGAACCCAACUUCUUUCAUGAAGAAAGUGAUGGCCUCCAAAUAAUGGAAGAAACUGGUGAUUACGAGCAACAGGACACGCAGACAAGCUUACUCAGUGGAAUGUCGAAGGAAGAAGAUGUUGGACCAAAAGAAAUUUGUGAACUCUCCUUAUCAUUCGCGACCUCGCCAUUGAUGCGAAGCAAAGAAGACCAAGAGUCAUGGCCUCUCAACAAUAUUGAUCACACUCGCCACUCGAAUGCAACAGCAAGGAACUUCAUAAACAUUCCCCAUUUUCAAUCGCUCAGAGAGAAUCGCUUAAACCUAGACUUAACCAUCUCUACAUGUUUCUCCCACUCAAAUUAGAAAUAGAAUUUUGGCUUCUUAUAUUAGAUUUGUGUUGAUUGAUAUCCUUCAAUUAUGUUAAUAAGAAUUAAUAUGCAUUUAUUAGUACUAUAAGAAUAUGAGUACAAAACAUAUAUCUACCGUACCCUAGACGUUAAAAAUUAUUAAUUUUUUUUUUA